Messenger RNA from Pangasianodon hypophthalmus (striped catfish), 1901 nucleotides. It is a transcript of the gene gnat1, whose product is annotated as guanine nucleotide binding protein (G protein), alpha transducing activity polypeptide 1. Bases 138 to 1190 code for a protein of 350 amino acids. Gene Ontology annotation, cellular component: heterotrimeric G-protein complex. Gene Ontology annotation, biological process: adenylate cyclase-modulating G protein-coupled receptor signaling pathway. Lineage: Eukaryota; Metazoa; Chordata; Actinopteri; Siluriformes; Pangasiidae. The record is from RefSeq and is a predicted model, not a curated record. Gene Ontology annotation, molecular function: G protein-coupled receptor binding; GTPase activity; GTP binding. The transcript is spliced from 9 exons.
CCUCUAAGACAUGAAACAACUGGUCAACUCACCAUAGACAGGGAGCCAGUGUAGGUGAGAACUGCAUAGUUGACCACACUUGGUGGGCCUUGGAGGCAAGUUAGUGGUUCUACAUUCACACUAACUUUAUAGUGAACAUGGGGGCUGGGGCAAGCGCUGAGGAAAAACACUCCCGUGAGCUAGAGAAGAAGCUGAAGGAAGAUGCUGACAAGGAUGCCAGGACUGUCAAACUACUGUUACUAGGAGCUGGUGAGUCAGGGAAAAGCACAAUUGUCAAACAGAUGAAAAUUAUCCACAAAGAUGGUUACUCCCUAGAAGAGUGCCUGGAGUUCAUUUCUAUCAUCUACAGCAACACCUUGCAGUCGAUCAUGGCUAUUGUAAAGGCUAUGAACACGCUCAACAUUAGCUACGGAGAUGCUGCCCAGCAGGACAAUGCCAGGAAGCUGAUGCACUUAGCUGACACUAUUGAAGAGGGCACCAUGCCCAAGGAGCUGUCUGAUAUUAUCCUGCAGUUGUGGAAAGAUACUGGGAUCCAAGCAUGCUUCGACAGGGCCUCGGAAUACCAGCUCAACGACUCUGCUGGAUACUAUUUAAAUGAUUUGGAAAGGUUGAUCCAGCCUGGCUAUGUCCCCACUGAGCAGGAUGUACUGAGAUCUCGAGUUAAGACAACUGGUAUCAUUGAGACCCAGUUUUCCUUCAAGGACCUCAACUUCAGGAUGUUUGACGUAGGAGGCCAGCGCUCAGAGAGAAAGAAAUGGAUCCACUGCUUUGAAGGCGUUACCUGCAUCAUCUUCAUUGCUGCUCUGAGUGCUUAUGACAUGGUGCUGGUGGAGGAUGAUGAAGUGAACCGAAUGCACGAGAGUCUCCACUUGUUCAACAGUAUCUGCAACCACCGCUACUUCGCUACUACUUCCAUUGUACUCUUCCUCAACAAGAAAGAUGUCUUCCUUGAGAAGAUCAAGAAGGCCCAUUUAAGCAUGUGCUUCCCUGAAUAUGAUGGACCAAACACAUAUGAAGAUGCUGGUAACUACAUCAAGGUGCAGUUCUUGGACCUGAACAUGCGGCGAGACGUCAAAGAAAUCUACUCGCACAUGACUUGUGCUACAGACACUGAGAACGUGAAGUUUGUGUUCGAUGCCGUAACAGACAUUAUCAUCAAAGAAAACCUCAAGGACUGUGGUCUCUUUUAAACACGUCCAUGCCUGAGAAAAGGCAUGGAGAGCACCUAUAUUUUCUCUUUCUCCAAGAUGACAAGUAUUCUCAAUUUCACAGAAACACCUAGAACCUAUAAAGAGGAACUGGUAUAUACUGCUGCUAAUGUCUUUUCUAAUUCCAACUGAAUACCAUAGAAAGAUGCUGCACAGUCACAUGGUCCCACUAGUGUCUUACAGUAAAGGAAUACAAUUAUAGCAGCAUUUUAUCAGCUGCACAAUGAGACAGAAACGCUCUUUUGAAAUGUUAGCUUCUCACAGAUUACAGGAGUUUGGAUUACGUGAUUCAGCUCUUAUAAUUUCAUGCAGUGUUCUAUAUCUUAGUCUCUGAUUUUGGUGCAUGGUAUCUUUUAAAACACCUGCAUAUGCACUUCAUUAAAAAAAUUCAAUCUAAAACAUAGCUACAUAUGUUGUAUUGCAUGCAGUACAUGUCAUACUUAUUGGCUUAUAAGUAUUUCCCAUUUUCAGUGAUGUACUUGAAUGCAAUGCCCAUCGACCAGAUUGACAAAAAGAUGAGCUUCAGAUAUAAAAUAUUAUGUUCUAAUGACGCUUCGCUCAUUAAGAACUGUUUCAUAUUACAGUGUAGUUUGAGCUGAGACAUUGCGCUGGAUAUCUUUCCUUUUGGCUUUAUAAAAAUAAUAAUGAAACAAUGUGAACAAGAGCAUAAGAAUGUAUAGAUGAGCAAUAAAG